GCGGAUCUUAUAUACCAGCCUAGAAGAAGUCUUUAUUCAGUUAGUCUUUGAAGACGUAAAAAGUUUUGUGAGUUGUAAAUUGUUAAAUUUUUUUUGUGAUCGAAUUUUUUUAUUAAAAUGGAUAGCAACUAUAUUUAUAUUUAUAUUCUUCUAGUAUUCUCGAUUGGUAAACUGGCUUCAUGCAAAAACAUUGAAAAAAAUCAGAGAAUUGACAACGAAGACGUAAAAUAUCUUGCGUUUGUAACAAACGGUGAUUUAUAUUCUUGCCCAUGUGUAAUAAUAAGCGAAAGACAUUUAUUGGCAAGUGGAUCAUGUAUCCGCAGACAUGAGCGUGGAUUAGAAAUAAUUGCAGGUGUCGUUCCACACACCUAUGAUGUAAAUGACAUCGAUAAUGACGAUGAGAGAGCUAUGAGAAAGAUAUCCAAAAUAAAGUAUCAUGAUCAAUAUGUCAACCAAGUUCGGAGCAUACGGAUACAUAAUAGUUUUGUGGUAUUAACUUUAACAGACAGCUUGCCAAUAGGAAACAACAUAAAAAUAGCAAAAUUACCGACUAAAGAUGUUGAAAUAAAUGACGAAGCUACGAUACAUGGUUGGUACCAAACUUGCACAAUCAGAUCACCGCCUAGAUUUAUCAAUGCACCGCUAACUGUAGUUGAUAGCAGUAAUUGUUCGCGAAUUGACAAGGACGAAUUUUGUGUCAGCAGCGAAAUGACGGAAAAGAUAAUCCAUUCAUCGCCAGUGAUUGUCAAUGGAACAAUAAUCGGAUAUACGACCUUUGGAUGCCCGUCAUUAAACAAUGACCACACGGUGACAAGUGUUUAUUAUUACUUGUCAUUUAUUAAAAAUGCCAUGAAGCCAUUUAUUUAAAAAAAAAAAAAAAAUAUUAUUUUAGUUUUAAGAAUAAUUGAAUAAUGAUCUGAAUUGUUAUAUAAAUACUUGACUGAGAAAUUUGUAUCAUACCAAACUGUAUUUUUAUAAGAUUAAAAUAAAUUUUUUAAUUUUUUUGACUAA
Cotesia glomerata is the source of this 1011-nucleotide messenger RNA. RefSeq lists its product as uncharacterized. The coding region runs from base 118 to 867 and encodes 249 amino acids. The transcript has 4 exons. The record is from RefSeq and is a predicted model, not a curated record. Gene Ontology annotation, molecular function: serine-type endopeptidase activity. Lineage: Eukaryota; Metazoa; Arthropoda; Insecta; Hymenoptera; Braconidae. Gene Ontology annotation, biological process: proteolysis.